AAAAAGCACAUAUUUAUUUAUAACCUGUCGGUAUCUAUAUUGAUCUCUAACUUGAUUUUUGUAUGUCCUUGCAAUCAGGAUGUUCUAAAUAAGAGGGGAGAAUAUAUCAAAUUAAAAUACCUGCAGUCUUUAGAUGCUUAUAAUUUCUUGAAAAUGAGACUGUUAUUGCUUCUUGGAUUCAUACUCACAGUCAGGGCGGCGUCUCGUCCGUUGCAGACCUAUUUUAGAAGCUUACCCAACCAUUGGUUCCGAGGCUUCGGAUCAACUACCGCUGCACCUCCAACUCCAUUUGUGGAAAUAAAUGGACAACCAUCUUCAACUCCUGCGCCCUAUUUAGCAGAUAACUUUCAAUCGAUAAAUAAUAGAUUAUCAUCCGAUAUUAGGUCUGAUUUUGGAUCAACGACAAGUUCCCCGCCAACUUCUUUUAUUGAACUAAACCAAGAAUCAGUUUCAACGCCAUCUCCACUUGAAAAUGAGGGCUUACAGGCUAGUAGCACACCAUUUAAUCUAAACAGUGGCCUAGUAUAUGGACAAAAUCUACAAAAUUAUGGACAAAACCUACAAAGUUAUGGCCAAAAUCUACAAAGUUAUGGACAAAACCUACUAAGUUAUGGACAAAAUCUACAUGGUAAUUUGUUCAACGGGUUUGGAUCUACGACGAGUGCACCACCCACUUCAUUGGUUGAACUAAAUAGUGAGUCUGUUUCGACUCCAGCUCCUCUUGAAAGUGGAGGCUUACAAUCUGGAAACAUACCAUUUAACCUAAACAAUGGCCUAUUAUCUGGACAAAAUAUAAAUGGUAAUUUGUUGUUCAACGGGUUUCAAUCAACCACAAGUGCACCACCAACUUCAUUUGUUGAGCUAAAUGGACAAUCUGUUUCAACACCAGCUCCAUUCCAAAAUGAAGCAAUACAAUCUAGUAGCAUACCAUUUAACGUAAAUAAUGGUUUACUAUCUGGUUUUGGGUCUGAUGUUUCAAAUAACCUACAAAGUUAUGGACAAAAUGUUAACAGCAAUUUGUUAUUCGAUGGUUUUGGAUCAUCAACAACCAGUGCACCACCAGCAAAUAAUGAAAUUUUAUCCCGUUUUGGAUCAGAUAUUUCAAAUAUCCAACAAGCAGGAGAUAAUAAUGCUUUCUACUCAACUGAAGGUCCUGUAUCCAGCACAUCUGCGCCGUUUGACAUGCGUCGGUUGUUUUUACAAGACAGUUCACUUUUCCAAAGCUCCCCACGGCUAGUUCCGGAAAUAAGUCCAAUCAAAAUUCAAGGUAAAACAACUGGAGGUUCUAUAUAUGAUACAUUUGGAAGUAAUGAUGAAGUGAUUGAAAGCCAAAGCGAAAAACCACUGAUUACCAAGAACGUAUACUUCUUCACCGCUCCCGAAGACGAAGCAGUUGUGAAGCCAAGAAUAUAUUUCGAACCAACCAGGAAACAUGUCAAUGUAGUAUACAUCAAAGCACCUGCAGCUCCAUCUCUUGGACCUAUCGAAAUCACUCCUCCUAAACAGGAGUCACCGGAGAAGACGGUGGUGUAUGUUUUAGUAAAAAAGCCAGAAGAGCAAAAAAUUAUUGUAAAACCUGGUCCCACAGCAAAGCCUGCAAAUCCCGACGUAUUCUUUAUCAAUUACAAAAAUGAAGAAGAAGCGCAAAAUGCACUUGAGGAAUUACAGUCAAAAGAGGAAGUUCAGCAAGAAAACCAAGCUGAUGAAUUAUUAAAUGCUCAUUUUGACAUUAAUCCUUUUAAACGAAAAGUAAGCGAUAAGAAAGUUAGAAAAACUCGAAAUUUUUAUUGAUAUAAUUUAAUAAUGUAGGUUAAAUAAAAUGCUUGUUUAAAACACCGUUACAUAAAAAUCAUUGGAAAUAAGCAUUAAUUCAAAGAUAUCAAUAUUAACAAAAACUUAUUUAUUUGAAAUACCAAAUCCUUAUAAACUACUGUAAGAACCACUGCCCAAAACCUGCCUUUAUUACCUGCUAUGUAUAAAUUAAACAAUAAACUCUUUAAAUCCAUAA
Diabrotica virgifera virgifera (western corn rootworm) is the source of this 2008-nucleotide messenger RNA. RefSeq lists its product as uncharacterized. The record is from RefSeq and is a predicted model, not a curated record. The coding region runs from base 154 to 1791 and encodes 545 amino acids. NCBI's taxonomy places the organism in Eukaryota, Metazoa, Arthropoda, Insecta, Coleoptera, Chrysomelidae. The transcript has 2 exons.